This is a messenger RNA of Rhodamnia argentea, 1308 nucleotides long. RefSeq lists its product as uncharacterized. NCBI's taxonomy places the organism in Eukaryota, Viridiplantae, Streptophyta, Magnoliopsida, Myrtales, Myrtaceae. The coding region runs from base 89 to 1105 and encodes 338 amino acids. The record is from RefSeq and is a predicted model, not a curated record. The transcript has 5 exons.
ACUUCAUCUUCUUCUUCUUCUUCAAUCUGUCUCUGUGUCUCUCAAGUCAAGCACGCUGAAACUAGCCGUUGCUCUCUCUAACCCUCCCAUGGCCGCUUCAGUGGACUCGCCUCCACCUUCCCACAUCAACGAGGGCGCGGGCUUCAUGGGCUCUGCUUCUCCUCCUUCCCUCGCCGCUUCGCCACUGUUCAGCCCCUCCUCGGACAGGCGCUUCUGGAGCAGCCUGCGGUGCCGCGUCGACGCUCUCCUCGAGAAUCGAGACCGUGGGGCUGCUGGCGAGACGGAGCGAAGCGAGAGGAUGAAGGCAGACUCGAUGCUCUUGCUCAGAGGGUUUGACUCCGUCGCCCACACGCUGUCUCAGCUCUCCGACAACAUCGACAACGCCCUUCAGGGAGCUAGAGAUCUGGCAAAGCCACCUACUCUGACGGCCAUCUUCCACAGCAAUCUGAAGAAGAGUUCAGAUGAAUGUAGCGAUAUAAAGCAACAUUCAGGAGAACACGAGGAAGAAGAAGAAGAAGAAAAGAAGAAAGCAUUAAAAAGAAAGUUCGAUUCGAGCAAUUGCUCAGAAGAAGGCGAUUCGAAGGAAGAAAAUGCUCCAAGCCCAAAACUCGCGAAGCUGAAGAAAGCCAAAAAUCUUGCAGUGUCUAUGGCAACGAAAGCGGCUUCGCUUGCGAGAGAGCUGAAGUCGAUGAAGUCAGAUCUGUGUUUCACGCAAGAGCGAUGUGCUCUGCUUGAGGAGGAGAACAGAAGGCUUAGAGACGGGUUUUCCAAGGGGAUUAGGCCCGAGGAAGAUGAUCUGGUGAGGCUUCAGCUGGAAACCCUACUGGCUGAGAAAUCGAGAUUGGCGAACGAGAACGCAAAUCUGAUUCGAGAGAACCAGUGCCUCAGCCAGCUGGUCGCGUAUCACCAGCUCACCUCGCAAGACCUGUCGGAGUCGUAUGAGCAAGUCAUGCGGGGCAUGUGUUUAGACUUCUCGUCUCCGCCGCCUCCCAUAGCCGAAGAUGAGACAGAAGAUGUCGAUGACGGAGCUCCUGCAACUCCCUUGGACGGAGUUUUUAGUUUUUCCACUUGUCUUGACGAGAGUUUCCAACAGGAUGAGCAUUAGGAAGUGGAGUAAGGGUUCAUCGUAUCAGAAGUCCCAGAACUGCAGCAACAAUGGCUUUGUUGCCUAAUUUUGAUUUUGAAAUGGGAAUUUGGCAGAUCGCCCUUUCCUCAUGUGAUAAAGUUAGAAUUUUGUACUAGGCAAUGUCAAUAAGGUUGUUCUUGAAUUUGAAUGAGAAGUAUAUGCACUUCACAUUUUGAUGGAUC